AUCUCGCGCCUGCGCCUUUGGACUGUCAGUCGGAGGCGGCGUGGGGAGUGCUAGGAGCAGCAGCAGCGAGCCAGGAGCCGAGUUUGUAAACAUGGAAUUUCAAGCAGUGGUCAUGGCAGUUGGAGGGGGAUCCCGGAUGACAGAUCUGACUUCCAGCAUUCCCAAACCUCUGCUUCCAGUGGGGAACAAACCUUUAAUUUGGUACCCACUGAACCUGCUUGAGCGUGUUGGAUUUGAAGAAGUCAUUGUUGUUACAACCAGAGAUGUCCAAAAGGCUCUGUCUGCAGAAUUCAAGAUGAAAAUGAAGCUAGAUAUUGUGUGUAUUCCUGAUGAAGCCGACAAGGGAACUGCAGAUUCUCUGCGCCACAUAUAUCCAAAACUUAAGACAGAUGUUCUGGUCCUGAGCUGUGAUCUAAUAACAGAUGUUGCCUUACACGAGGUUGUGGACCUGUUCAGAGCUCAUGAUGCAUCACUUGCCAUGUUAAUGAGGAAAGGUCAAGAUGGCUUAGAACCAGUUCCAGGUCAAAAGGGGAAAAAAAAAGCAGUGGAGCAGCGUGACUUCAUUGGAGUGGACAGCACAGGAAAGAGGCUGCUCUUUAUGGUUAAUGAAGCGGACUUGGAUGAAGAGCUGGUCAUUAAGGGAUCCAUCCUGCAGAAGCACCCUAGAAUACGUUUCCACACAGGCCUCGUGGACGCCCAUCUCUACUGCAUGAAAAAAUACGUUGUGGACUUCCUUAUGGAAAAUGAGUCAAUCACUUCCAUCCGGAGUGAACUGAUUCCGUACCUAGUAAGAAAACAGUUUUCCUCAGCUUCCUCACAACAAGGACAAGAAGAAAAAGAGGAGGACCUAAAGAAAAAGGAGCUAAAGCCCUUAGAUAUUUACAGUUUUAUAAAAGAGGACAACACACUGACCUUUACUCCCUAUGAUGGCUGCUGGAAUGCCUGUCGAGGAGACAAGGGGGAAGACUUGUCCAGGUCACAGGUGCGCUGCUAUGUCCAUAUCAUGAAAGAAGGGCUCUGCCUUCGACUGAGCACCCUGGGACUCUACAUAGAAGCAAACAGACAGGUGCCCAAAUUGCUACCUGUUCUCUGUCCCGAGGAAUCACUGGUCCACUCAUCAGCCCAGAUUGUCAACAAACACUUGGUUGGAGCUGACUGCCUCAUCGGGCCGGAUGCCCGGGUUGGAGAGAAAUCAUCCAUUAAGUGCUCGGUCAUCGGUUCAUCCUGUGUCAUCAGAGACAGAGUGACUAUCACCAACUGCCUUCUUAUGAACUCAGUCACUGUGGAGGAAGGAUGCAACAUCUGGGGUAGUGUCAUCUGCAACAACGCUGUGAUCGAGAAGGGAGCAGACAUCAAGGACUGCCUAAUUGGAAAUGGCCAGAGGAUUGAAGCCAAAGCCAAACGAGUGAAUGAGGUGAUCGUGGGAAAUGACCAGCUCAUGGAAAUCUGAGUUCUGAGCAAGUCAGACGCCUUCCUCUUGGCCCCCAGAACCACAGGUGUCGGCUGGCCCAUCUGUUGGACUCUGUAUUUAUUUCCCAAUAAAGAAGGGCUCCCAAAGGCAUGCUGGAGACUACGGAGUAGUGCCACACCCCAUGUCAGGGGGCCUCCAGGGAGACGUACUGUGUGUCCAUCAGUCACGUGGUAACACCAUCUAGAUCCAAUGUGGGGGACAAACUAGGACGCAGUGGCCUACCUCCCGUGUACCGAAGUUACUGGGCGCGGGCAGCGGCUGUCCAAUGGUAAAGCUCCUCAUAGGGCAACUUUCAGCCUGGCUGGUCUAGCCCUAGUCCAUAAAAGCAUAUCCCACCUGGAAGGAUCUGAAAGUACUUCAGUCCCUGGCCCAUAAGCCUACCACUGGCAGUGCCACCUCUGCAUGUCAUGCUCCCUGUGCUGCUACCGGUUUGGGGCAGCCUGGCCCUGAGCCUCAGCCUGGGACUUAAUGCUCUGCCUCUAUACCUGCCACACUGAUCCCCGGCCCCUGCCAUCACCCCACCCCAGCCUCACCCUCUAACUCCUGCCAUCCUCCCCCACCCUCCCAGUCUGUAGCCGCUUUCUGUGGUUCAACUACUGCCCCUCGGAGACUCUUAAAGCAAGCAGAAGGCAGCCCUUCCCUGGCCAUCAAGUAUAUCCUCACCGGCUUUAGUGGAGCAAGAGCAAUAAAAGAAAGCGAUGAUCUGA
This is a messenger RNA of Phyllostomus hastatus (greater spear-nosed bat), 2178 nucleotides long. It is a transcript of the gene EIF2B3, whose product is annotated as eukaryotic translation initiation factor 2B subunit gamma. Gene Ontology annotation, molecular function: guanyl-nucleotide exchange factor activity; translation initiation factor activity. The record is from RefSeq and is a predicted model, not a curated record. The transcript is spliced from 12 exons. Gene Ontology annotation, biological process: cytoplasmic translational initiation; biosynthetic process. NCBI's taxonomy places the organism in Eukaryota, Metazoa, Chordata, Mammalia, Chiroptera, Phyllostomidae. Gene Ontology annotation, cellular component: eukaryotic translation initiation factor 2B complex; guanyl-nucleotide exchange factor complex. Bases 92 to 1450 code for a protein of 452 amino acids.